AAACCUGCUAUACUCAGAAGAGGUGCCAGAACAGUUUUUGUAUUAAAUGUUAAAAGUUACAAAAAAAUCAGAAGUGCAAUAACAGCUUGUUAGGCCAAGGGGCAGGUGCAGAGAUGGGGCAAUUGGUUUGCACAUCCUCGCACCAAGUUCAGUGCGUCAAAUCUAGCUUACUUCGUUUUUACUGUUACUGGUGCAUAAAAAACCCUAUUUAAAAUGAACAAGCAAGUAAAAUAAACAAAUAAAUCCUGGUGAUCCACCAGUCUUAUAAUACACGCUGCUUUAUUAUCGCUUAUAUUUGAGAAGAGAAUGUUUUUGUUUUUUUUACUAACAAUUACUGUUUUGAUAUGUAUUUAAUAAAAGCUGAAAUGUUUUGUUGUUUGAAGUUGGUGGAAUCCAUUCUUAACAACAAACCUGGUGGCGAAUGGAUCAUGAAGGAAUAUAAUCGAAGCAAGUGCCUCACAGAUGAAACCAGAAGGAAAAUGGUUAACAUACUGGCAGCUGACAUGACAGAGAAGAAUGGGACAUCACCACCCAGAGAGGUUAAAGAAAUGUAUGCCAGAGGAAUUGUUAGCUUAUUCCCCUACCUCAGUGAUCCAUUCUCCAGGAAUGGUUAUGACCAUUAUUAUGAUGCUGCAAGUGGUACCGGGUAUUUAGCCUGGAGAAUAAAAACUACUCAGAGAUCCACUGCUAAAGACAGACGAUCAUCAUAUGGAGCAUCAUCCGAAGAAGCAUCUUGUGAACAUGGGCUUGGAGGACCAGCUGCUAGACGAGAGACCCAGUUUGUUCCAGAGACUAUCCUGAGUGAAGAAGAGUGUAAGGAAGCCAUCGCACUGAUUAAGCAUUCAGCUAAUGAGGACACGAUCAAGAAGAAGAUGAAGCUCACAUUUGACUUCCGGCGCAACAUGGUCCUCGACCCCCAACAGUCAAGCAACAUACUCUCUGUCUUUCCACGUUUCAAAGAUGUCAAAGGCUUGAUGGAGCAGGAUUUUGUCCUGAUGUUUGGAGAAGACGUGUCUGGCAAGUUUCUGGAGAAAUGGACGACCACCUUCAAGAGAAAGAUCAUCCAACAAUGCAGAAAGCUUCUAACCACUAGUGAUCUUGAAGAACUUCUCCUGGCAGCUGAUACUCCUGAGGAUGACACUGAAGUGGAUGAUGACAUGAGUUGGGACAGUGACCUCUCAUCGAUUUUGCUGCUGCUACACCUGAUUCCCCCCUCUGCCUUGGGUCGUAAGAGACCAGGGAAGUUGUCUGCCUCCCAAGCAGAGAAGCGUCUUGUGGUCUUCAAGAAGACAGGAACCAACAUCCAAGAACAUCUUGAUGCCAUCACGACGAGCACACAACCCUAUCUCCUGGCUGUGGGACGGAGGAAGAAAGUAGCUCACCAGUUCUUCAUCAUCCUUGACAAAAAUGCCAUUGCUUGCAGGUCAACUUCCUCUCUUGGUUCUUUUGAUGAACUGUUUAAGGCACAUUACGUGUUUGCCACAACAUACAACCCCAUGCUGUGCAACAUGUUUAUGUUCAUCCAGACCACUGUGUACAAUAUACAGUAGAUGUAGGUAAAGUGAAAGAAAGUCCACGUGUGGCAGAAAUUCGGGCUAGGUUGCUUCACUA
Messenger RNA from Xiphophorus hellerii (green swordtail), 1611 nucleotides. RefSeq lists its product as uncharacterized. Lineage: Eukaryota; Metazoa; Chordata; Actinopteri; Cyprinodontiformes; Poeciliidae. The transcript has 7 exons. The record is from RefSeq and is a predicted model, not a curated record. Bases 345 to 1550 code for a protein of 401 amino acids.